UCAAAAGCUAACUUCCGGGUGUCCUGUGGUUGCAAAACAGAAGAGGCAGCUGCACAGCAGUGGCUACAGAGAACAGUCUCAGAAGAAAAUCUGGACAAAGCGACUUUAGAAAAAUGAUGCUGUCGGAAGUCCUGCAGGUCCUCCGUGGAGCUGGUAAAGUGGGGUCUGCCCUGGUGUCCACUCAGGGGGAGCAGCUCCGUCUCAUGGCCUGCAACUCUUCCGUUGGAGCAGGAGUCAAAGCUGCUCAGGAUGUGGUGGAAGGACUAUUGGGAACUUUCAUGGGAGGUGCCUCUCAGCAGCAGUCGGUAAAGGAAGAUGUGUUUCCGGAUGCAGAGGGCUGGGAGAACAUGGACCCUGAUGAGGCAGCCAAAUGGGCUGUGGGGUCCGAGUUUCCUGCUGAAGCUGCGGAGCAGAGCCAGCAGGCAGAACCUGGACCUGCAACAGGAGUACAGUCAGAAUCGGGGACGACUGCAGGGGGAGCAGGCUGGCCGGGCCAGAGCGCCCGCUUCCUCCACACCGCCCCCAGGUUCAACAGGUGGUACCUCCAGAACCGAUCCGUCCACAACACGGUGGUGGCCAGACUUACGCCGGAAGACAUCAAGAAGGCCAGGGAGGCAAAACAGGGCCUGGUCAAACCUGUCAAGCAGAAGCUCAGUGAUCGAGCCAAAGAAAGGAAAGUUCCUGCCACAAGAAUCAGCAGGCUGGUUAAUUUUGGAGGGCUGGCAGUGGGCCUGGGGAUCGGAGCCAUUGCUGAAGUGGCUAAGCAAUCGCUGGGAGGCAAACAAAAAGGAGACAUGAACGCCCUGCUGGACUCUCCUUUCCUGUCAGAGGCAAACGCUGAGAGAAUAGUCAACACACUCUGUAAGGUUCGAGGAGCUGCACUCAAGAUCGGCCAAAUGCUCAGCAUACAAGACAACGCUUUCAUCAAUCCCCAACUGCAGAGGAUCUUUGAGAGGGUCCGACAGAGUGCAGACUUCAUGCCUGCGUGGCAGAUGAACAAAGUCCUGGACGAGGAGCUGGGGCCAGGCUGGCGAGAGAAGCUCUCAUCCUUCGAGGACAAACCCUUUGCUGCAGCGUCCAUUGGCCAAGUGCAUCAUGGGGUGUUAAAAGAUGGUCGAGAAAUCGCCAUGAAGAUACAGUACCCCGGUGUGGCAGAGAGCAUCCACAGUGAUAUAAACAACCUGAUGUCGGUGCUGAAGAUGAGCGUGGUCCUGCCAGAUGGUCUGUUUGCGGACAGCAGCUUAGAGGUUCUUCAGAGGGAGCUGGCGUGGGAGUGUGACUAUAAGAGGGAAGCAGAGUGUGCCAAGAAGUUCAGGUCACUGCUGGAGGGAGAUGAGUUUUUCCACAUUCCCGAGGUGAUUGAUGAGCUGUCCGGCCGCAGGGUGCUGGCCAUGGACCUGAUACAGGGAGUCCCACUGGACCGCUGUGUGGACCUGGAUCAGGAGACCAGGAACCAGAUCUGCUUCAACAUCCUCCAGCUGUGUCUCAGGGAGCUGUUUGAGUUCAGGUUCAUGCAGACCGAUCCAAACUGGGCCAACUUCUUCUACAACUCGGACACCAACAAGGUUGUUCUCCUGGACUUUGGAGCGUGCAGAAGUUACCCAGAAUCCUUCACAGAUGACUACAUACAGGUUGUUUACGCAGCUUCUGUGGGUGAUCGAGACACCGUUCUCUCCAAAUCAAAGGACCUGAAAUUCCUGACAGGCUUCGAGACCAAGGCCUUCAAGGACGCCCACGUAGAGGCGGUCAUGAUCCUCGGCGAAGCCUUCGCGUCCGCCGAGCCCUUUGACUUCGGCACGCAGAGCACCACCCAGCGAAUCCAGAGCCUCAUCCCCGUCAUGCUGCGCCACCGCCUCACCCCUCCACCCGAGGAGACGUACUCCCUCCACCGCAAGAUGGCUGGCUCCUUCCUCAUCUGCUCCAAGCUGAAGGCAAAGAUUGCCUGCAAGGACAUGUUCCUGGACGUGUACAACGCCUACAACCAGAGGAUGCAGACAGCGCAGGCCAGCUCUUAGAAACUCUGGGUCCGUCCGCAAAUCCGGAGCUUUUUAUUUAGGACUGGCUUCGGUGUAGGUCUCACCUCAGACCCCACGCUGUGCCAGUAUGUCACAGACAAUGCCGAUGUGCUCUAAUGAGGAGCGUGAUGUUUGUCUGCUUGUCUCUCCGCACUGCUACACACUGACAUCGGGAGUGUGUGUCUGGGUGUGUGAGCUCUGAUUUUCUACCUCAGCAUGUUACUCAGACGCUCAUCAAGGCGUGGUGGGGCUCCUAUGUGGACAGAAAUCCUCAAAAACUGAGUUACUACUAAAGAUCCACCAUGAAUUCACAAUAAAGCCUCAUAGGCUGAGUAAAUAAUAACAUUUUUUGAGUUUUUCCUCUCCGUAAACACUUGAUACAGUUAAAUCCAACAUCAGCAGUGAGGGCCGCUACAUUUAUUGGAAAGUCUCUCCAUGGAAGAAAACAAAGCUUUCAUAGAAAUAGCCGCUGCUGUCAGGCACUGUCGGAUGUUUGAAGGACUUUGCCGCCUGAUGCGUUGGUCAAAUAAAGCUUUCACCUAAAUGUAAUGGCUGACUAGAUUAGACGAGCAGAUUAUCAGAGGAAUUACGGAAGGCGGGCUAAUGGAGCCCCUCUGUGUGACGGUGGCCUUGAAUUAUAAACACACAACUCUCCAAUGUGAAAGACUUGUUUCUUGCUAAUGCUUUAUCUACUCUUGAGUAUUGAGAGGUGCGUUGUAUCCUGUAAAUCAGUGUGCUGUGCUUUCUUUUUUUUUUUUAAUGAAAUAAAGUGGUGGAAAACCUUU
Salarias fasciatus (jewelled blenny) is the source of this 2800-nucleotide messenger RNA. It is a transcript of the gene coq8b, whose product is annotated as coenzyme Q8B. The coding region runs from base 114 to 2015 and encodes 633 amino acids. Lineage: Eukaryota; Metazoa; Chordata; Actinopteri; Blenniiformes; Blenniidae. Gene Ontology annotation, biological process: ubiquinone biosynthetic process. The record is from RefSeq and is a predicted model, not a curated record. The transcript has 16 exons.